UCGCGGACAUGUGACGCGCCUUCAGCGUCAGAGUUCAGAGCGACUCGGCGGCUAACGGCUAACGGCUAACGGCUGUCAGGCUCAGAGGUCCAGGUGAGCUCAGGUGAGCUCGUGCCGCGCGGUGACGUGGACACAGGACGCGAGGAAAAGGGCGAUGGGUUUGCUGCAGGACCUCCUCUCCCUGUUCGGGUCGUCCGACCUGUACGAGGUCCUGGGCGUGGGCGUGGCCGCCUCCGAGGCCCAGGUGAGGCGCGCCUACUACAGAAACUCCCUGAAGGUGCACCCGGACCGGGCCCCCGGGGACCCGCACGCCACCGCCAAGUUCCAGGCGCUGGGGAGGGUGUACUCGGUGCUCAGCGACCCGCAGCAGAGAGCCGCGUACGACGAGCAGGGCGUCGUCGACGAGGAGGCGGAGCCACUGAGCCCAGAGAGGAACUGGGACGACUACUUGAGGAUGAUGUUCCCCAAGAUCACGCUGCGGGGCAUCCAGGACUUUGAGCGGGCCUAUCAGGGCUCAGCGGAGGAGCGGGCCGACCUCCUGCGGCUCUACAGAGACUGUGCAGGAGACCUGAGCUGCAUCCUGGAGGGGGCGCUGUGCUGCACGGCCCAGGACGAGCCCCGCGUCACACACAUCCUGCAGGAGGCGGUGCUUAGCGGCGAGCUCCCGGCCCUCAGGGCGUUCACUGAGGAGAGCAGCAGGAGGAGAGCGGCCCGCAAACGCAAGGCUGACAGGGAGCGUGCGGAGUGUGAGCAGAUGAAGGCGGAGCUCGGUCUGAAGGACGACGACGGUCUGACCGCCACCAUCCAGAGGAGGAACGCGUCGCGAGCGGCCGACUUCAGCUCACUGCUCGGCAACCUGGAGCAGAAAUACUGCCAGAAACCAGCAGCCACUGCUGCAAAGAGAGGGAAGAGAGGCAGGAAGUAAACAACAACAACAACACCAACACCGACCUCCUGGGUGUGAUCCUCUGUGGAAAGUAGGAAAAAAUAAAAAUCUGAUCUGAGCUCUCAGGAUGAAAAGAAACUCCUUGCAGCCAAUCAGCAGGCAGCGUCAUCUGUAAACAGGAAGUGGCUCCAGGGCACGUCAGUCUGAGGGUUUCAAACCAGCAACCUGCUGCCUCCAGCUCCGAGGAUACAACCGAUCUGUAGUUUUUAUUUGUUCUGUAAUGUUUCUGUUUCUGUAAAUAUGACGAUAACAAACAGUAACACAAAGGAAAUAAUAAUAAUAAUAAUAAUAAUAAUAAUGAAACUGAUCACAGAUCGUGUUGGACUUUAGUAAAAUCAGAUCUUCAGAGUUCGACUCUUUGAAUUAAAUUCCAUUUUUCUUUUAAAAAAAACAUUUGAGAGAGAAUCAGGAACAUUUUUCAGUUUUUUCCAUUUUCGUCUCACUUUACUUUAUUACUUUUUAAAAUUCUGCUCAUUAUUUAUUUGUUUAUUU
Myripristis murdjan (pinecone soldierfish) is the source of this 1438-nucleotide messenger RNA. Its product is annotated as dnaJ homolog subfamily C member 9-like. The transcript has 7 exons. The record is from RefSeq and is a predicted model, not a curated record. Gene Ontology annotation, cellular component: cytoplasm; nucleus. Bases 155 to 925 code for a protein of 256 amino acids. NCBI's taxonomy places the organism in Eukaryota, Metazoa, Chordata, Actinopteri, Holocentriformes, Holocentridae. Gene Ontology annotation, molecular function: heat shock protein binding.